Sordaria macrospora k-hell is the source of this 450-nucleotide messenger RNA. RefSeq lists its product as uncharacterized. The record is from RefSeq and is a predicted model, not a curated record. Lineage: Eukaryota; Fungi; Ascomycota; Sordariomycetes; Sordariales; Sordariaceae.
AUGGGCUGCCUACGACUCUUCCGUUGCCUGCGCCGGCGCUCCUCGCAAGACGACGCCCUCCUCGCCUCCCAACAACGUUUCGGCCCACGUCCCUACCGUGACCACGAUUCCAAGCAUCAACACUCUCCCUCAGCCGACUCCUCCUUCUCCACCGACUUCGCCGAAAAGGUCUCCUACUCCGAGAACUCUCGCUACCGCGGCUCUUCACGCACCGGCUCGGUCGCUGUUCCCGUCAUCCGCCCCAACGUCAACCCGGCUUAUUCUGCUUAUGCGACGCCAGAGGUCUACCGGUAUGGAGGCGCCGGGCCGAGAGAUGAUGGAAGGUCACAGAGCGUGAGGCCAACGAGGGAGAAGAAGGGGGUUGAUGUCGACAGCCCAGAGGAGAAGGAGAGGAGGAGGAAGGCGGAGGAGGAGGAGCAGGAGCGGAUGGAUUUCUUGCAGAUGAUGUGA